Molecule: messenger RNA, 1184 nt
Organism: Cicer arietinum (chickpea)
Lineage: Eukaryota; Viridiplantae; Streptophyta; Magnoliopsida; Fabales; Fabaceae
Product: probable carboxylesterase 12
Molecular function (GO): hydrolase activity
Source: RefSeq, a predicted model, not a curated record
CUUCACUAUAGAAAAUAUAAAUGUAGUAGGUACUUCAAUUUUCCACAUAAAAAGAGUGCUUCCACUUGUUCUAGUUUUCAACCUUCCUUAACGGUAAAGAAGAAACCCUUGGAAAUAUCUUCACUAUCUCUCUAUACUAUGGAUUCAAGCUCAAACGAAGUAGUUCUAGAUCUCUCACCGUUACUAAAACUCUACAGAAACGGCCACGUAGAAAGACUCUCAGGAUGCGACGUCGUUCCACCAUCUUUUGAUCCAACGACAAACGUUGAAUCCAAAGACGUUACAAUCUCAAAAGAAAACAACAUAUCCGCUAGAAUCUUCAUUCCUAAACUCAACAACCAUGAUCCAAUUCAAACCCAAAAACUCCCUCUCCUUGUUUACUUUCACGGUGGUGGUUUCUGCAUACAAACACCUUUCUCACAAAAAUACCAUAAAUUCCUCAACUCAAUCGUUUCUCAAACUAAUGUAAUCGCUGUUUCCGUUCAUUACAGAAGAGCACCAGAACACCCUCUUCCUAUAGCUUACCAAGAUUCAUGGGAAUCCCUUAAAUGGGUCGCUUCUCAUAUAAACGGAAACGGUUCUGAUGAAUGGAUUAACCGUUACGCUGAUUUUGAAAAAGUGUUCUUUUCAGGAGACAGUGCGGGUGCUAACAUUGCACAUCACAUGGGUAUUCGGGUCGGAACCGAAGGGCUUCAAGGUGUUAAUCUUGAAGGGAUUGUUUUGGUUCAUAGUUACUUUUGGGGUGCGGAAAGGAUUGGAUCUGAGGCUGAGAAAUCUGAACAUUUAGGUUUGCUUGAGAAUCUAUGGCGUUUUGUGUGUCCAACAACUAUUGGAUCCGAUGACCCGUUAAUUAACCCGGAAAAGGAUCCGAAUUUGGGGAAGUUGGGUUGUAAGAAAGUGCUUAUUUGUGUUGCUGAGAAGGAUUUGUUGAAGGAUAGGGGUUGGUAUUAUAAGGAAUUGCUUCACAAAAUUGGUUGGGGUGGUGUUGUUGAAAUUGUGGAGACUAAAGGGGAAGAUCAUGUUUUUCAUCUGUUUAACCCAAACUGUGACAACGCUUUUUCUUUGCUUAAUCAAAUUACUUCUUUUAUUACCAAUAGUGGGUAAGCAUCUAAUUAUGCACUACUAGUUAUUAUGAAUAAUGAAUAAUGAAUAAUAAUGUAAUGUAAUUGGUUCUUUUUUUUUUC